UGCCGGCUGGUGGGCGGGAUCCUUGACACGGAAGCGUGUCUUUUCCGCGCGCGUGUGUAUCGGCAGCCAUUUCCGCUUUUUCUAGUCGCAUGGAGCUGCCGGCGUUUGAGCUCAGCACGUUCCGACGCUUCAUCCGCAACCUCCGCGAUUUGCCGCCGAUCCUCGUCGUCCGCGACUACAUUGGCCGCAACGCGUACGCGGUCGUGAGCAAGGGCGAGCUGCGCGACGACGCGGUCGCGCUCAAGCGCAGCUUCGCCAACGUCACGAGCCGCGAGCACUUGGUGCGUGAGACACACCUUCUCUCGGGGCUCGAGCACCCGAGCAUUGUGACGUGCCAUGGCGCGACGUGGCGCGGCGGCGCCAUGGACUCGGCGCGCAACGACCUCUGCUGCGUGCUCGAGUUUAUGGAGGACGGCAACCUCGAAGACUACUUGCGUGCGCACCCGUCGCUCCCGUGGUUUCCCGUGAAGCUGCAAUGGCUCUACGACAUUGCACUCGGGCUUGCGUAUCUGCAUCGCGUGGGCUUCAUCCACCACGACCUUGAGCCGUGCAACGUGCUUUUGCGGGGCGACCAUGCCAAGCUCUGCCAGUUUGGCCAGUGCCUCCACGCUUCUGAAGAAUUCGACGAGGUCGCGACCACUGCGACGUACGCUGCCCCUGAAAUCGCCGUCGAGAACUGCAAUUUGCCCGAAAGCGACGUUUGGUCGUUUGGCGCACUUCUGGCAACCAUGGACCGGCACAUGGCGUCCUUUCUGCGCAACGACGAAAACGACGACAAUGACGCGAAUGACGCGAAUGACGCGACGAUGUUGACGCUCAAGAUGGCGCACGCACUCGCGGAGGAGCACAUGACACCCGCGUUUGCCCAUUUAUGCCCGCCCGAAAUCCUGUCGCUGGCGCGCGACUGCUUGCGCAUGGACCCUUCCUGUCGCCCGACCGCCGACGAGCUCGUCGCUCGCAUCGAGACGAUCGCAGACGAGUACAACAUGGUGUUGAAGCCUCUGCCCAUGUCGGCAGUCGCCGAGAAGCGCGAAGCCGAGCUUCGCAAGGUGCUGCCACCGCGGCGACGACGCUACUGACCGCGCCGGCUCUGGAAAGAGGUGGUGGACGUCUUGCCAAAUGGCUUUGAUCGUUUAUAAUAGUAUUUUCUCGAGUUCCGA
Saprolegnia diclina VS20 is the source of this 1160-nucleotide messenger RNA. Its product is annotated as TKL protein kinase. The transcript is spliced from 4 exons. The coding region runs from base 90 to 1079 and encodes 329 amino acids. NCBI's taxonomy places the organism in Eukaryota, Oomycota, Saprolegniomycetes, Saprolegniales, Saprolegniaceae. Gene Ontology annotation, biological process: protein phosphorylation. The record is from RefSeq and is a predicted model, not a curated record. Gene Ontology annotation, molecular function: protein kinase activity; ATP binding.